AUGACAGCAAUAACAAAAGUUGGAGCUGUUAUCAUAAAUAAUGAUAAUGAAAAAGAUAAUUGCCCAAUUGUUUGGUAUGACACACUAAAAGAGCAAGACUCAGAAAUGGGAAAUAUUAAACCAUGGCAAGUUGUAAAUCGUUUACCAGGAAUUAAUUAUAUUUGUAGAAAAGCUCCGUUAUUCCGUCUAUUAACAAGAAUGUCGCGCAAAUUACCAGAUAUAUACAAUUUCUUUCCUAAAAGUUACGUUUUACCUCAAGAAUAUUCACAAUUUCUAACAGAUCGAAAAGAUUCAAAUAAAAAAUACAUUUAUAAACCUGACAAUGGAUCCCUUGGCUGUGGAAUUGUCAUAUUAAAACCAGAUACCAAGUUCAAUUACCAAAAUACAGCAGCUGUUAUGCAAGAAUUUGUUGAAUCAGCUUUAAUCAAUAAUACUAAAUUCGAUUUAAGAAUUUAUGCUCUAGUUGCAUCUAUACGUCCUUUGCGUGUCUAUGUUUACCGCGAUGGAGUCGCCAGGUUCUGUUCUGCGACAAAUUCAUCAGAUUCUGUAUUCGGCCAAAUAACGAACACUGCUGUGAAUAGAACCAAUCCGAAUCAUGUCUCAAUUGAACAAAUAACUAAGACUGUUACAGAAACUUUUCAAGAAUUAGAAAAAGUUACAAAUAUUCAAAAAUUAUGGGACAAAAUCGACAGAAUCAUAGUCCUUACAAUCAUAUCGUCACUAAAGAUCCUCGAAGCAGCCGAAAAGAAGUACUGUCCUCCGUAUCAAUUCCAAAGAUGUUUCCAAUUACUCGGAUUUGAUAUACUUAUCAACAGCGAUUACGAACCCAAGAUCUUAGAAGUCAAUUAUAGACCUUCCCUUGCAUCAGACAUUCCAAAAGAAGCCAUGUUAAAAAUAGAUAUGUUAUCUACCCUUCUUAAAAUCGUUACCCCACCAGUUUCUCAUAUAGAAAAACUCAAUACAUCGACAAAGGCGCAGCUCGAAGCUCAGUUCAUGCCUAAAAAGACACCUCCCGACAUUAUCCAAGAUACCAUUCGUCAAUCCCAAGGAAUUUCACAUUACGAUUGCAUUUACCCUACAUCAAAUAGCGAGCAAAUGACAGAAUACAAGAAAGCUAUGGAGACAACAGCCACAUUAAGUUCGACUAUCGAUGUUCGCGGAAACAUUCCAUUUAUGGAUGUCAUGGACAAUUCCAAGAAGCAAGAUAAGCAACAGCAAUCGCAGCUCCAAGCGAAAUCAAUGGCAGCAGCCAGCAUUAUUGAAAAAACACCUCUUUCACUGAAAAAUUUGAUAGAGAAGAAAGUGGAAGAGAAACAAUCUCCAAAAAAUGCAGAAAGCAAAUCCACACUUCCAUCUUCAAGACAAGAGAAAAAACCAGUACAGAUGAGAUCGACAGCAAGUUUAAAAUCUUUUCCACAACAAAACAAUACAAAACUGCAUCAAACUCUGUCGACAAAAUCUAUAUCUCCCUCAGGAAACAACACAAGGCCAACGUCGAAACUGUCGACAGGGAGGGAGAAGCCUCCACCGGUUGUGACGACGCAGCAGAAGAAAAGAAUGGUAACAGUGAAACCCUUGCAGAAAGCGAAUACUCUCUCGAAGAAACAGAUCAUCUCUCCAAUGGAUAUUGGGAAGAUGCAACAUCAUCUUGUUUCCCAUCAUGUUGGUCCUACGACCAGAUGGGUUUAA
Molecule: messenger RNA, 1689 nt
Organism: Trichomonas vaginalis G3
Lineage: Eukaryota; Parabasalia; Trichomonadida; Trichomonadidae
Product: positive regulation of cilium movement
Exons: 1
Coding region: 1-1689 (562 amino acids)
Biological process (GO): microtubule cytoskeleton organization; protein polyglutamylation
Cellular component (GO): cilium
Molecular function (GO): metal ion binding; tubulin binding; ATP binding
Source: RefSeq, a predicted model, not a curated record